AGACUAAAAGCACUGUCAUGGCAGACAAGAAGAGCACAAGACCCGAAGAGAAACCACAGCCCGAAACAUUGUACGCGGGCAGGGGGUCAAGGCAAAUGGGUAAGAGAGAAGACUCAGCGGAGCCAUCAACACCGCUCCUACCCCCGACACCCGAAGAGAAAUUCCUGAAGAGACAAGCACCGCGAGAGCCAAAGCCUGCUCCCAAGAACGAUGAUGAGCACCUAGCGUCAACGCUGACACGGCCACGAGUCGGCUCCAGCCGAGUGGGCAGCUCCGUGCUGAUAGGGGCUCCCGAUGAACUGCUCGAGGCAUACGAGCAGGCGGUGCUGGAGGCCGAGGCCGAGGAGGAGAGCCAGCAGAGCGAGAACGAGCGUCGUGAAUCGCAGCGACGCGGCGGCGUCCGGAAGCUCAGUCCACUCUCGACGCUCGAAGCCGUGCGUGACGGCCUCCUAUUCAUAUUCGGCAAAUUCCUAAGACUCGUACGGCGCCUCGACAUGCAUGGAGGCGGAACCGGGAACAACAUCAACUUUGUGGAGGGGCUCAUCGACUUCCUGGCGGGCUCUUUGGGCGGGGCCGCACAGGUGUACGUCUCGCAGCCGCUGGACACUGUCAAGGUGAAGCUGCAGACCUUCCCGGAGGCCUACAAAGGAAUGUUCGACUGUUUCGUGAGCACGUAUCGAAAGGAUGGUAUAUUCCGGGGCCUCUAUGCGGGCUCCCUGCCCGCCGUGGUGGCCAAUGUGGCCGAGAAUUCGGUGCUCUUUGCCGCCUACGGAGGAUGCCAGAAGUUUGUCGCUUUCAUGGUCAACAAGGAGACAACCAGCCAGCUGACGACCACCCAAAAUGCCUGUGCCGGCUCCCUGGCCGCCUGCUUCUCCACGCUUACCCUCUGCCCCACGGAGCUGAUCAAAUGCAAGCUCCAGGCCCUGCGCGAAAUGAAGCACUAUAUUGAGCCCAGUCAUCCGCAAGAUAUGCGUACGCCCUGGUCCCUCACGCGGUACAUCUGGCGCACGGAAGGCUUGCGCGGCUUCUAUCGCGGCUUGAGCUCGACAUUCAUGCGUGAGAUGCCCGGCUAUUUCUUCUUCUUUGGCAGCUACGAGGGCACCAGAGAAUUUCUGCGCAGGAACAAUCAAACCAAGGACGAGAUCGGACCAUUGCGCACUAUGGUGGCCGGGGCCAUUGGCGGCGUCUGCCUGUGGACCUCCACGUUUCCCGCCGACGUGAUCAAGAGCCGCAUCCAGGUGAAGAACCUCAACGCCAGCAUGUACACCGUCGGUCGUGAGAUUGUACAACGCGAGGGCGUCCUCGCACUCUAUCGCGGCCUGCUGCCCUCCGUUCUCCGCACCAUACCGGCCACGGCCACGCUCUUCGUCGUCUACGAGUACACCAAGCGUGCGCUACAUGGCACCCUCUAGUGACGCGUGGGGCCGCGGGCGGUCUUCGUCGUCGUCGUCGUCGUCAUCAUUCAACAACUCUGCCAUUACUCUGUCACGCAUAUUUUUUUGUUUUGUUUAGUUAGAUAAUUUUUAGAUAUUAGUGGCCUGUCUGUGUACAUUAUUCAGAUAUCAUAUGACUGACUAUAUAUCCAUGCUGUUGCAA
This is a messenger RNA of Drosophila pseudoobscura, 1596 nucleotides long. RefSeq names its product mitochondrial ornithine transporter 1. The record is from RefSeq and is a predicted model, not a curated record. Gene Ontology annotation, biological process: mitochondrial L-ornithine transmembrane transport. Lineage: Eukaryota; Metazoa; Arthropoda; Insecta; Diptera; Drosophilidae. Gene Ontology annotation, molecular function: L-ornithine transmembrane transporter activity. Gene Ontology annotation, cellular component: mitochondrion. The coding region runs from base 18 to 1412 and encodes 464 amino acids. The transcript has 4 exons.